Heterocephalus glaber (naked mole-rat) is the source of this 1976-nucleotide messenger RNA. RefSeq names its product sperm motility kinase 2B-like. Lineage: Eukaryota; Metazoa; Chordata; Mammalia; Rodentia; Bathyergidae. Gene Ontology annotation, molecular function: ATP binding; protein serine/threonine kinase activity. Gene Ontology annotation, biological process: intracellular signal transduction; protein phosphorylation. The record is from RefSeq and is a predicted model, not a curated record. Gene Ontology annotation, cellular component: cytoplasm.
CUGGACCUCACCGACAGGUCCCGUAAUCACAGCCUCCAGGAAAACUAUGAGGUGCUGGCCCUCUUUGCCCAAGGUGACUUUGGUAGGAUCUUCCUGGCUGAACACUAUGACACAGGGAUGCUGGUCACUGUGAAGGAGUUAGUGAAGGCAAAGGUGCCAGCAGCCUGCAUUGUAUCGGAGGUGGGGAUCCUGAAGGACCUUCAGCACCCUAACAUCAUACAGCUCCUGGAGGUCAUCGAAACCAAGGACGAAGUAUACCUGGUCCUAGAGUAUGUGAUGGGGAGAAACCUGUGGCAACAGAUCUGCAGUACUGAAAACCACAGGCUGCCGGAGGAGAAGGCCCAAGGGAUAUUUCAAGAUAUUGCGGGAGCCGUGGAUUAUUGUCAUGCCCAGGGAAUUGUACACGGGGACCUCAAACCCCACAAUGUUUUGAUGGACUCCCAAGGUCACGCCAAAAUCUCUGACUUUUGGGUGGGGUUCCGGUUCCUCCCUGGGCAGGAGGUGGCCGGGGUUGCUGGCACUCUGAAAUACUAUGCCCCAGAGCAGCUCUUGCAUGGGAGGUAUGAAGGCCCUCCCCUGGAUGUUUGGGCCCUUGGCAUCAUUUUAUAUGAACUGCUCAUGGGGCAGCCCGCCUUUGAUGGGGAUAAUCCACAGAUAAUUCAAAGUGUGCUAUCUGGGAGGUGCUCUUGCCCCGAGUCCAUCUCCCGGGAUGCACAAGAUCUCACCUGGAACCUCCUGGACUCCAACCCCAGGGUGCGGCCAACAGUGCAGGAGGUGCUGCAGCACCAGUGGCUCCAAGGUGUCCCACCCCCCCAGUCCUCCUGAGCUGCUCCCUAUGGCCCCCAAAAUGGCAAUCAUCAACGUUAUGGAUGGCGUGGGAUUUAACCCACUGAAGGUCAUUGACUCAGUGAGGAGAAAGGCGUGCAACAACGAGAUGGCCACAUUCCUGCUGUUGAAGAGCCUGGCACUCCAGGGGCCGUGCUUAAGUAUCAGUGGGAACCCUGUGUGUGCACCUGAGGAUGAGGAUCCAGAUGAAGAGAAAGUAGCAUCAACCUCAACAGCUCCUGCACCCUCAUCUCACAUCCCCUGGAGGAGUGCUACCGCACCUGUCACCUUCAUGGGCCUCUUAUUUCCUGGGGCGAAGGCCACAGGAAGGCAGGGCGGCAGAGACUCCCAGCCACCCAUUCCCAUCCCCAGGACCCCAACUCCCGGCAUGUCCUGCCAGCCUAUCCUUGCCACUCCCAGGGUGUACUGCCAGCCUGGCCCUGGGGCUUCCUGCUCUGGCUCCAGCCCCACCUCCACCCCUAGCAGCAGAGGGAGGCGAUGCUGGAAGGCUCUGAAGAGGAGCAUCAGAGGCUGCCUGACAGCCCUGUGCUGCUGCUGCCUGCACCGUCAGGGUGCCACCAAAACAGGGUGGCCCCAAUUACAGAUCCUUGAGAAGUGACUCCGUAGACGUGGCAAUCCUACUCAUGGGGGAUCAGCCACAAAGGAGGAAGCCAUGACCUCCAUGGCCUGGAGCUUCUCUCUGCUCACCUCCUGGCAUGUCCGCAUGUGAGGGCUUCCAUCAAGAAGCCACCGAGUUGGCGCUGGAAGGACAGUGAGCCCAGGUGAAGAGAGGCAGUACUGCCUGUUCUGUGGAUGGGGACACUGUGUUGUUCCCCUGGCCCCCAUGCAGAAGCCUAGACUCAGCUAUGCCAUGAGCAGCCCAGGGAUAUGCAGAGGCCACGCUGAUCCUCUGUCCACUGAGUUCAUGGUAGGAGCCGCCCCUGCCCAGUCACCAGACAGGUGUGUGACAGCAUCUCCACAUCAUCCCAGUCCCAGCCGCGAGCAGCACGGAGGAGAUGGAGUUGCUAGCAGGAGAGGCACCCACCUGCAGCCCAGGGGCCUUCGACAUGAGUGGGGUCUUGGGCUCUUUGCCCUGGGGAGCCCCCACCCACAGCCCCCACGUCCCCCACGUGGAAGACCGCAGAGUCAUU